GCCGCAGGCCUUCGAGCCGCCGAUUCCGCCUCUGAUGAUGGCUUUGCCGGCGAAGCCGGAAGCCACGGUGGAGCAGAGCCCAACCAGGCACAGCCCAACCAGGCACAGCCCAACCAGUGGCCCAACCAGGCAGAGGGCACAGAGGAGAGAGGAGGGCAUCCGGAGACUGCGAGGGGCCGCAAGUUCCGUGGGGACUGGUCGAAGGGAACGGCCGCGAGCCGGCUGCCCGAAGUGAACAACACCUAUUCGAUCAACGGCAUCACGUCGCAGCCGAUCCAGGUCUUCCGGAGCUCCUUCGUGGAGUUCAUCAGGUCCAACUACUCCUCGGUGGACAGGCAGGAGACCCCCUGCAGACGGCUAAUCGCCUCCUUCGUCAUGUUCUGUGCCUGGCUGCUGGACCGGAAGGAACCCGAACGCAACGGGUGCCUUGCCAGAGCCGUCCGGAGCCCCUACUUCGCCCUUUUGUCCACGGUGGUGAUCUUGGCCAACGCCGUCGUCAUCUUGUACGCCACGGACUACGAGAUGCAGAAUCUCAACCAACCCACCAACCCCCAGAUCCGGUCCGUCGACCUUGCCCUCGCGGGCUUCUACGUUGUAGAAGUGCUUUUGAAGCUCAUCGUCCACAAAUUAUUCUUCUUCUGGAACAGUGAAUGGAGAUGGAACCUCUUUGACUUCGCCCUGGUGCUGUUUGCGAUCGUGGAGAACGUGUUGGCCUACGAUUGGAUGCAAGGCACCCAGGACACUGGCGUCAAUUUGAACUUCCUGAGGCUCUUCCGACUCUGCAAGAUUGUGAAGAUUCUGCGUAUUUUCCGAACGCUGAAGUUCUUCAGCGAGCUGCGGCUCAUGCUGGACUGCAUGAUCGGUUCGCUGCUGAACGUGAUUUGGUGCAUCGUCAUGCUGGUCUUUGUGAUGUACGUCUUUGCACUCUUCGUGCAGCAGCUCCUGGCCUCCCACCUCAUCGAGGAUGGGGGCCGUGAAAGUGAAGAGGACGUCCGAGAGAUCCAGCGAUUCUUCGGCUCCGUGGGCGCAACCUUGCUGACGCUCUUCCAAGCCUGCACCUCCGGCGUGGACUGGAAGGAUCCGUUCGACGUGCUCAGGAUCUCCGGGGAUGUGCUGCCGGCAGCCUUCCUGUUCUACGUAGCCUUUGUCUUCAUCUCCGUCUGGAACAUCAUCACGAGUACCUUCGUGGAGAAGGCGUUGAAGCUGGCGCAGCCGGACAUCGACCUCCUGGUCAUGGAGCAGCAGCUCCAGGACUACCAAGACACGCAGAUGCUGGCAGAGCUCUUCUCGGACAUGCUGCAGACAGACGAGGACGGUGUUCCUCGCGUUGGGAUGGAGGAGUUUCGGCACCUUGUGGAGAACAGCGACUUCCGCUCCUACCUACAGACAAGGGGGAUCGACAUCAAGAAUGCCGAGACCUUCUUCAAGAUGCUGGUAGAGCUGCACGGAGAGCCAACCAUCGACGCCAUCACUUUUGCAAAUGCUUGUGUGCGAAUGAAAGGUGCGGCGACAAGCAUCGACCUGCAGACUGCCCGGGACCCCGGACACCGGCCCGGAUUGAAAGGUCUUCUCUGA
Messenger RNA from Symbiodinium necroappetens, 1575 nucleotides. The record is from the annotation of a GenBank genome assembly. Lineage: Eukaryota; Dinophyceae; Suessiales; Symbiodiniaceae.